AUGCCGACAAAGUCCGGCAAGGAGCUCUAUCGGGAAGCCUUCUUGAAAGUCAAGGCCGAUCGAGGAACUCCUUACGAUGUCAGCCAGGAAGAGCUCGAUGCAAUGAGCACAUUUUCUGACCGCAAUUUUGGACCCUUCGUAAGCCAAACCCAAGCGACGAAAGAAGUCGUGGAUCACAACAAACCGAGCCGAAAGCCAUCAUCUGCUGAACUUGCGGCCAUUCAGCGUCUCCGCUCGGCAUUGAAAGACAGUCUCUGGAGUCCCGACAUCUUCCAAUGGCGGACGCCCGACGCCUUUGUCACCCACGUGCAGCCCGAAGAUUUCGCCUUGGGCGCGACGGUGGGAACCGGCAGGGUCGGCCAAAUGAGCAUCAUGCUGCACGCGCACAACCUUCUCCUUCGCGACGUGAUCCGGGAUCCGUGGAUGCACAUGUGGUCGACGGCGCUGCACGAAAUGUGCCAUGCGUACGAAGGGGUUCGGGCGCAGACGGGUAUGCGGGCCGGGCAUCAGAUGGAUUUCGGCUUCAAGGUCCAGGCUGUGCAUGAGCGGGCGCAGGGACUGUUUGGGUUGUGGGCGAUUGUGCCUGCGGAAGAAUUGGCACGGUGGGGGUUGUACCAGGUAUGA
Messenger RNA from Letharia lupina, 624 nucleotides. RefSeq lists its product as uncharacterized. The record is from RefSeq and is a predicted model, not a curated record. The transcript is spliced from 2 exons. Lineage: Eukaryota; Fungi; Ascomycota; Lecanoromycetes; Lecanorales; Parmeliaceae. The coding region runs from base 1 to 624 and encodes 207 amino acids.